Molecule: messenger RNA, 2090 nt
Organism: Hermetia illucens (black soldier fly)
Lineage: Eukaryota; Metazoa; Arthropoda; Insecta; Diptera; Stratiomyidae
Exons: 6
Coding region: 469-1455 (328 amino acids)
Molecular function (GO): acyltransferase activity, transferring groups other than amino-acyl groups
Source: RefSeq, a predicted model, not a curated record
CCUUCUCGCCUGCCAGUAUAAGUACGGAGCCGCCGGUUUGACUAUUGUUUCGUCGGCAACAGAGACGACUACAUUCGUCCUGUCUUGUGCUUAAAAUCAAUAGUUGCACACUCACUUGGUGAAAAUUCCCGUCUGAAGAUUAAAUUUGGCCGAGUCGAAGAAAAAAUUCAUUCUCAGUGGCAUUUAGGAGCAAUCAGCGAAGUUAUCAAGUUACCUUUUCUGAGAAUUCAAUCGUCUUCUCUGAAUAUUCAUUUGGGAACGGCCGUUGGAGGUGAAUUUGGAGGCAAUCUAACAUCAGUGUGGAAACUCGAAUCCAAGCCUCCAGUGUCCUCCGCAAGGCCUAACCCGAAAAGUGGAAAUAAUCUGCAGCAAUUUAGAAUCGCGAUAUUCAAUAAAGUCUUAAUUUAGUGAUAAGAAGCUUAAAGUGAUCUGUGAUUAUUUGUGAGAAGUUUGAAUUGUGCGAAACGUAUGGAUCUUUCCAAAAUGGGAGUUAAAGCAGAAGGAAAGUAUUUCCGCCUGGUUGAGUCUGAAGAAGAGCUGGAGGAAGUAAUGCAUUAUUUAGAGCAGUUCUUACCCGAAUCCAUUAAGUUUCAUCAAACUAUCAGAACGUACCUGAACGAUCGUAUCUGGGAUUUUUAUUUCUAUGUCACAAAGGAUUGGCCGGAAACACCAAUUUGCUUGCACUUCCCGGGAUGUACAUUGACACCAAAUGACAACAUUUACGAAAGCUUUGGAAUUUUUUGUCCGACCAAAAAUAUAGAAUGUGUUGACAUGUUGAAAGAUGAGGAUGUUCUUUUUGAUUGGAGCAAACCAAUUUGCUUGAAUUUUACACAUAUGGCCAUUAUGAAUCAAUUGGAACCAUUUAACAUUGGAAUAAGCUCAAACGAGGGGAUAGAAGGUGACAUAUACGUUUACAAUAAAUUAUCAGAGGACUUACAACUAGAGGAGUUGUCUUCCGACGACGUAGAGAUGCGUGAGUUGACCACUGACGAUGUGAAAGUCAUACACGACCUUUAUCCAGCAAAUGAAAUAGAAUGUGUUGAUUUAUUUAAGAUACUGGUGGAGAGGCUUCCUGGUGUAGGCAUUUACAAAAAGGAUACUGGAGAGAUAGUCGCUUGGAUGGUUCAUUCCUAUUAUGGAGCAAUGUUUUCCAUGCAAACAAAGCCGGAAUUCCGAAGGAAGGGUUAUGGCAUUCACCUGGCUCGAAGCCUAACGAAAAAAGUUAUUGAGCGUGGAUAUCGUCCAUUCGUUGUAAUUCGUCCAAAAAACGAGGCGUCCCGGAAUUUGUAUACCAAACUGGGUUUCGAACGAGCUUUCGAGAUAAAACGCACAUCAUUCCAACCAAAAGCUAGUGAUAACUCUAUUGAUAAUGUACAAAGUGCUGUAGCCGGAAUUUCUCUAGGAGAUUCCAACAAUGCAGACAUCGCUGAUGAUCAAACCCCAGAGAAUUCCUAAGAAUAGUCAAAAUUUGGAAUUGUUCUAGCUGAAAACCGAGAAAUUCUAAGCAUUUUACAACCAGAUUAGAAAAGGAUAUACUUCCAUAAUUUUCCACACUCAAAGGCACAAUAAGACACUUUUAGCGCCUACAUUUGUAAUUGCUAAUUGACACUCUUCAUCCUUCUGUUAGUGAUAUUAUCAGUUGUCUUUACGAAUUUUAAGCCUUGCAAUCAAUUAUUACUCUUUCAUGCUCAAGAUAAGCAAUCCAAGGAUGCAAGCGAAAGGAAAAGAUAAAAAACUGCCUUAACUUUCUGAAUUCAUUAUCAAAAACAAGAACAAUUUUUCUUCCAUCAAUUUUCGAAUGUUUAAUAAAAAUAUAUUAUUUUUCUAGUUACGAUGAAAAAAGCAAAAAAUGUGAAAAUUAUUCUUAGAUAGGCAUUUUAACAAAAAGAAACAAAAACAUUAUACCUACGCAUUGUAUACCACGUAUGCGUGAAGGUUUCGUUACGAAUUUGAGGAAGCCUUGUGAUCUUAGUUUAUGCGAAACCAAAAUGCAGAAACACAAUUAUAAAUUGUAUUUUGUAAAAACUCUGUAGACAUUGCUAUUUAAAAUGAAAAGAAUCAAAUAAAGCGCAACAAACGUUUAGACGAAA